Molecule: messenger RNA, 3990 nt
Organism: Hippopotamus amphibius kiboko
Lineage: Eukaryota; Metazoa; Chordata; Mammalia; Artiodactyla; Hippopotamidae
Gene: MAP3K15
Product: mitogen-activated protein kinase kinase kinase 15
Exons: 30
Coding region: 1-3933 (1310 amino acids)
Biological process (GO): MAPK cascade; protein phosphorylation; cellular response to stress
Molecular function (GO): ATP binding; MAP kinase kinase kinase activity
Source: RefSeq, a predicted model, not a curated record
AUGGAGAGCGGCGGCGGAGCGCCGGCCGAGUCCCCACAGUGCCCGCUGUCGCCGGGGGGCGAGGGCGUGGCGGGGCCGGCGGGGCCUCUGGAGCCCGAGGGGGCGGCCGAGGGCGCGGGGGUCGCAGGCGAGGGCGGGGGCGGGCCGCGGCGGGCUCUGAGGGCAGUGUACGUGCGCAGCGAGAGCCCCCAGGGCGGCGCGGCCGGCGGCCCGGAGGCGGGGGCGCUGCAGUGCCUGCUGCGGGCCUGCGAGGCCGAGGGCGCCCACCUCACCUCCGUGCCCUUCGGGGAGCUCGACUUCGGGGAGACGGCCGUGCUCGACGCCUUCUACGACGCAGAUGUUGCCAUGGUGGACAUGAGCGAUGUCUCCAAACAGCCUUCACUCUUUUACCAUCUUGGAGUCCGGGAAAGCUUUGACAUGGCCAAUAACGUCAUCCUGUACCACGACACUGAUGCUGACACUGCUCUUUCACUGAAGGAUAUGGUAACUCAAAAAAACACAGCAUCUAGCGGAAAUUAUUAUUUCAUCCCGUACAUCGUGACACCAUGCGCUGAUUAUUUCUGCUGUGAGAGUGACGCCCAGAGACGUGCCUCAGAGUACAUGCAGCCCAACUGGGACACCAUCCUGGGUCCACUGUGUGUGCCCCUGGUGGACAGGUUUACUAGCCUCCUCAAGGACAUCCACGUCACCUCAUGUGCUUAUUACAAAGAAACCUUGUUAAGUGACAUCCGGAGAGCCAGAGAGAAAUACCAGGGCGAUGAACUGGCGAGGGAGCUGGCUCGCAUCAAACUCCGCAUGGAUAAUACCGAGGUUCUGACGUCAGACAUCGUCAUUAAUUUACUGCUGUCCUAUCGAGAUAUCCAGGACUAUGAUGCGAUGGUGAAGCUGGUAGAAACACUGGAAAUGCUGCCCACGUGUGACUUGGCUGAUCAGCAUAACAUUAAAUUCCACUAUGCAUUUGCACUGAAUAGGAGAAACAGUGCAGGUGAUCGUGAGAAGGCUCUGCAGGUCAUGCUCCAGGUUCUGCAGAGCUGUGACCACCCAGCGCCCGACAUGUUCUGCCUCUGUGGGAGGAUCUACAAGGACAUCUUCUUGGAUUCGGACUGCGAAGAUGAUGCCAGCCGAGACAGCGCCAUUGAGUGGUACCGCAAAGGGUUUGAGCUCCAGCCGUCUCUUUAUUCAGGAAUCAACCUUGCAGUUUUGCUGAUAGUUGCUGGACAACAAUUUGAAACUUCCAUGGAACUAAGGAAAAUAGGUGUCCGACUGAACAGUUUGUUGGGAAGAAAAGGGAGCUUGGAGAAGAUGAACAAUUACUGGGCUGUGGGUCAGUUCUUCAGCAUUAGCAUGUUGGCCAAUGAUGUUGGGAAGGCUGUCCAGGCAGCAGAGAGGUUGUUCAAACUGAAACCUCCAGUCUGGUACCUGCAAUCACUAGUUCAGAACUUGUUAUUAAUUCAGCGCUUCAAGAAGCCCAUUAUUGAACAUUCACCCAAGCAAGAACAGCUGAACUUCUGGUUAGACAUAAUUUUUGAGGCAACAAAUGAAGUUACUAAUGGACUCAGAUUUCCAGUUCUGGUGAUAGAACCAACCAAAGUCUACCAGCCUUCGUAUGUCUCUAUAAACAGUGAAGCUGAGGAGAGGACAGUUUCUCUGUGGCACGUCUCACCCACGGAAAUGAAACAAAUUCAUGAAUGGAAUUUUACAGCCUCUUCCAUUAGAGGAAUAAGCAUAUCCAAGUUUGAUGAACGGUGUUGUUUUCUUUACGUCCACGAUAAUUCUGAUGACUUUCAAAUCUACUUUUCCACUGAAGACCAGUGUAGUAGGUUUUGCUCUUUGGUGAAGGAGAUGAUAACCAACGGAGCAGGCAGUACCGUGGAGCUGGAGGGCGAGGCCGAUGGGGAUACCUUAGAGUAUGAGUAUGACCACGAUGCGAGCGGUGAGCGAGUGGUGCUGGGGAAGGGCAAGUAUGGGGUCGUGUAUGCCGGCAGAGACCUGAGCAAUCAAGUGCGAAUAGCCAUCAAAGAGAUUCCAGAGAGAGACAGCAGGUACUCUCAGCCUCUGCACGAGGAGAUAGCCCUGCACAAGUACCUCAAGCACCGCAAUAUCGUUCAGUACCUGGGCUCUGUGUCGGAGGAUGGCUACAUUAAGAUAUUUAUGGAGCAGGUGCCUGGGGGAAGCCUUUCGGCUCUUUUGCGAUCAAAAUGGGGGCCGAUGAAGGAGCCCACCAUCAAGUUUUACACCAAGCAGAUCCUGGAAGGCCUGAAAUAUCUCCACGAAAACCAGAUUGUGCACAGAGACAUAAAGGGUGAUAACGUUCUGGUGAAUACCUAUAGCGGAGUGGUGAAAAUCUCUGAUUUCGGCACCUCUAAACGUCUUGCAGGAGUGAAUCCGUGUACAGAGACUUUUGCUGGCACUCUGCAGUACAUGGCGCCUGAGAUCAUCGAUCAAGGACCUCGUGGGUACGGCGCCCCGGCUGAUAUCUGGUCCCUGGGCUGCACCACCAUUGAGAUGGCCACGAGCAGGCCUCCGUUCCAUGAGCUUGGUGAACCGCAGGCAGCGAUGUUCAAAGUGGGGAUGUUUAAGAUUCAUCCUGAGAUUCCGGAAACCCUUUCUGCUGAAGCCAGAGCCUUCAUUUUAUCCUGUUUUGAGCCUGACCCCCACAAACGUGUCACCGCUGCUGGCCUGCUCCAGGAGGGUUUCUUAAGGCAGGUGAACAAGGGCAAGAAGAACCGAAUUGCUUUCAAGCCGGCAGAGGGUCCCCGGGGCACCGCGCUGACUCUGCCCCCAGUGGGGGAGCUGAUGGGCAGCAGCAGCAGCAUUGAGCACGGCUCAGUCUCCCCGGACUCCGACGCCCAGCCCAACGUGUUCUUCGACAAGUCCCGGCAGCCCACGCACCGGCUCAGCCAGCUGCUCAGCGUUCCUGAUGAGAGCUCGGCCUCAGAGGACCGGAGCACAGCCUCCUCCCCGGAGGACAGGGACCCGGGCCUCUUCCUGCUGCGCAAGGACAGCGAGCGCCGUGCCAUCCUCUACAAAAUCCUCUGGGAGGAGCAAAACCAGGUGGCUUCCAACCUGCAGGAGUGUGUGGCCCAGAGUUCGGAAGAGUUGCAUCUCUCAGUCGGCCACAUCAAGCAGAUAAUUGCGAUCCUGAGAGACUUCAUCCGCUGUCCGGAGCACAGGGUGAUGGCAUCCACGAUAUCAAAGCUAAAGGUGGACCUGGACUUUGACAGCUCAUCCAUCAGUCAGAUUCAUCUGGUACUGUUUGGAUUUCAGGAUGCUGUAAAUAAAAUUUUGAGGAACCACUUAAUUAGGCCCCACUGGAUGUUUGCAAUGGACAACAUCAUCCGUCAAGCGGUGCAGGCUGCAGUCACCAUCCUCAUCCCAGAGCUCCAAGCCCACUUUGAGCCUGCCUCAGAGACCGAAGGGGUGGAUAAGGACACGGAUGAGGUGGAAGAGGACUAUCCCUCCGCAGACCCGUCUGGAAGCGAGGCGCAGCUCCACCAGCAGCACCUGAGCCUCCAGCUGAGCAAGCUCAGGCAGGAGACCAACAGACUUUUGGAACACCUAGUUCAAAAAGAGAAAGAGUACCAGAAUCUUCUACGGCAAACCCUAGAACAGAAAACUCAAGAACUGUAUUACCUUCAGUUACAAUCCAGAUCUAAUGAGAUGACAGAGAACUCAGGGUCCCCUCCUGGGUCUCACAGGCAGAGAACAGAUAAAGAGCUUGUCGAUUGGUUGCAACUGCAAGGAGCAGAUACGAAAACAAUUGAAAAGAUUCUUGAAGAGGGUUACACACUUUCUGAUAUUCUGAAUGAUAUCACUAAGGAAGACCUAAGAUACCUUAGACUACGCGGUGGUCUCCUCUGCAGGCUCUGGACUGCAGUCUCCCAGUACAGAAGACAGGCUCAGCGGGCCCCACCGACCCAAGAUGAGGCUUAAUCAGUCAGCUAAGGCAGCUGACAGAGGGAGCCAAAGAGCUGACAUAUUUGUUGUUAA